This is a messenger RNA of Alligator sinensis (Chinese alligator), 378 nucleotides long. Its product is annotated as pre-B lymphocyte protein 3. The transcript has 2 exons. The record is from RefSeq and is a predicted model, not a curated record. The coding region runs from base 1 to 378 and encodes 125 amino acids. Gene Ontology annotation, biological process: immune response; immunoglobulin production. Lineage: Eukaryota; Metazoa; Chordata; Crocodylia; Alligatoridae.
AUGGUUCUAUGUAUCCUGGCUCUCCUCCUCGCAGGGGUUUUGGUGUCAGCUUCCAGGUCCCAGCCAGUGCUGACUCAGCCAGAUUUUGUUUUAGUGUUGCCAGGACAAACCGUGAAUCUGUCCUGCUCCUUGAACUCUGGGUACCACAUCAAGGAUUAUGGGGUUUCGUGGUACCAGCAGAGACCUGGAUAUCCACCGAGGUACCUGCUCUAUUACAAUUCAGAGGCAGACAAGCACAAGUCCUCUGAGAUUCCAGACCGCUUCUCUGCCUUCAAAGACCCCACCAUCAAUGCCUGCAUCUUGACCAUCUCUGAGGUCGAGGCUGAGGAUGGUGCUGACUACUACUGCUCAAUAUCAUACGCCAUCUACUAUCUAUAG